Messenger RNA from Spodoptera exigua (beet armyworm), 2694 nucleotides. NCBI's taxonomy places the organism in Eukaryota, Metazoa, Arthropoda, Insecta, Lepidoptera, Noctuidae. The record is from the annotation of a GenBank genome assembly.
AUGGCGCGUUUAACGAGAGUUUUUCUUUUUGCCGCGUUAGUUGCGCUUCUGAAAGCGGAUGAUGACUUAAAAGACUUUGAAUUCAGUGAUCCAGAUGAGGUGAUGAUUGCUCAAGAGUCUAGGCAAUAUCAGACUGUAGUAAAGCCUCCUGUCAGGAUAGUGAAGCCUACUGGAGUGACAAAUUCGCAUAGACCCCAGUACAAUUUGGACUCUUUCGAGGAUAGGUCGCAGGAAAUGUUGGAAGAGUAUGAUAAUACACCGCGAAGAAGUUUGGUCAAGAACUAUAAAUCAUCUCAUAAGAUAAGAGCAAAGGAAGGAAUGGUAAAAGAUGCUGUGUUGAGAGCGUUAGAGCGGAAGGACCAUGUGGGCAAGUUUGCGCAGAUCCUGCCCAUCAUCAGAGCGAUGUCGGGGAAUCAGAGAGUAGCACUUGCGUCGUUAGUAUCCAGCCAAGUCAGUACCCCACCUGGCAGGGCGCCGUUAAAUCUAGCACAGGUGAGGUCAAUGUUCGGUAACAGUGACAACACUACAGACCUUAUGCUACCAAUACUCUUAGACAUGGCUAACUUAAUACGGAGAGCCGUCAGGUCAGGGAAGGAACCGAGAGAAGUGAAACAACCAUAUGAACCGCAACCACAAUUACUCAGACGAUCUUUCACAGAAGAAACAGAUUUAGAUGAUGAACCAUUUGACAUGGGUGAUGAGCCUACAACAGCUCGAUCCCGUAGAAUACUCCCAAGGAACCACACUCACAAGCCUAACACCAGAGAUAGAAUUCAGAACACGACACAUAAAGAAAUUCAAAACGUUACCAACACUAAAGUUGAUAAUUCUACAAUAUCAACAACGACGACAGAAGCAACCACUCCUAUGACAACUAGUAACAAAAGCCGAGCAACAAUAACAUCUCGAAUAGACAACGGGACGAUAGACCUUACAGCUGAGUCCACGAACCAAACACUAGCUCAAGAUCUUCCAGUGGCAGAGAAGCUGCGAGCUCUUAGCAGAUACACUGAUAGAAAAGGUGCAUCAUUCCGCCGCGGCGUCUACCAGCCAAAACCACCAUCUUUGAUUCGCCGCACCACUCCAGAGCCAGCCGCCACGCCACCGACUAUUCCUAAGAGACGACAGAUUCCGGCUAGAAAGCUGCCCACAUCAGCUGCAGACCCCAAUAAAUGUGAACUCUUUACGAACACCCUAUGUCUGCAUUCUGAGGAUUAUCCAACUGAAGCCAUCGUACAAUCAAUUCGCCGUAACAAGGCAGCUGCAGCAGCUCUCCUGGCUGACUACAAGGACCCUGGUGAAGGUGUGGUGGAUGGAGUCACGGCGGCACAAGAGGCUAAAUAUAAUGAACAGCACUAUCUUGUGUCUAACAGGCGAGGUGAUACAGCGAACCGUGACUUUGCUGGAGCCGGUGAAGCUGGCUUCAUGUGUCCCAGCACUGUGAAGUACGCCAGACCGCAACGAGCGAGGGCCACGUCUGGACAGUGGAAGUACAUUGUCAACACUGGAGAGCACACACAGACAUUGAGACUGGAAAAGUGCUUGAAACCCAAAGAGUCGUGCACUUAUUUAACUGACAACUUCAAAUCCAAGUGUGUGCAAGUGUACAACUAUCAUAGACUACUAACAUGGGAUCAGCAGAAUGGGCUUCAUAUGGACAUAUUUAAGGUUCCAACAUGUUGUUCCUGCCACAUUGAAGGCUACAGCGUAUCCUUCCCACCACUUGGCCACAGACUGCACGAAACUUCAUCAGAACACUUCCCCGGCGAAGAUUUAUCAUCAGAAACUGGAAACCAUGCGUUUGAGAACGUUCAAUCGACCAUACAAAAACCUAAAAUCAAAUCACCACCAUUUACUCACAAGAAACCUUUAGAAUCUUUUCCACCAUUCACAGAGAAUCAAAAUUUGAUACCUGGAAGUCCAUUCAGUAAACAUAAUGAUAAUGAUGACUCAGUGCCACUGAACCCAAUAGACUCGUAUGGAAACACAUAUUUCCCAGACUCAUUCAACCAAGCCACCUCAAUCAGACAAAUUAAACGACCACUUCUAGCAAGAAAUCCCGCCCAAACAAAUUAUGAUGAAGUUACAUUACCGAGUUACUUAGAGCCCCCCACUCCAGCAGCGGGUUCCUCAUUCAACAACUUUAUUAAAGACACUUCACCCAAAUUUAAAGUGCCCGGAAGUCAAUUUAAAAGGACAACAAGACCUAAUACGCCAUCACGAAGACCAAUCAGAAAGAAACUUGCCGGAGGACCAGACGACUUGGUAUCAUCAGGAUCUCAAGCAGUCGAAUAUCCACCAAAUAGCAGUGGAGACACGGCAGAAGAAGUAAAUGAUUACGAAGAACCUGAAAUUGGACAAGCAACCUCAGUGAACACUCCAAAACCAAGAAUCACAAUAGCACCAAAACUACCAGCUCUGACAACAGAAAAAAUAACACCAGCACACAAACAAAGGGAACCUAGUAAUACGAAUGAAAAUUUCAAUUCAAAUGGUAAGAGAGUAAACUAUAACUAUCAUCCAAUCAUAGACUUCUUUGAUGAAGACAAAGCUAUGGAGACAGAGGAAUCUAUAGACAGAGAAGACAUAGAAUCUAGCUUUAUACCAAGCGAGGAAUCAGAAUGGAAACCCAUAAACCACCCUCCUUCUAGAGAUAGUCAAAUAAAUACUGUUGGUAGAAAAAAACAUAAAUGA